This is a messenger RNA of Acaromyces ingoldii, 2110 nucleotides long. Its product is annotated as RabGAP/TBC. Gene Ontology annotation, biological process: activation of GTPase activity. Gene Ontology annotation, cellular component: Golgi apparatus. The coding region runs from base 83 to 1822 and encodes 579 amino acids. NCBI's taxonomy places the organism in Eukaryota, Fungi, Basidiomycota, Exobasidiomycetes, Exobasidiales, Cryptobasidiaceae. The record is from RefSeq and is a predicted model, not a curated record. Gene Ontology annotation, molecular function: GTPase activator activity. The transcript is spliced from 7 exons.
CAAGGCUCGACGGUGGACUGUAAGAGGCAUCUAAGCAAGCGCGCUCAUCUAGAUGGGGCGACAAUAAGGACUGGUAGGAGCAAUGUCGAGCCGACCAGCACCAGACUCGAGCUCGACAGUCAGCUUGAGCGGGCAGUCAUCUGGACCAGUUCCGCCAGUGUGGGAGGAUGAUGCGUGGGGCAUCGAUUCUGACGAUGACGAGUUCGUAAAAGCCAACAAUGGUCGAGGACGAGGGAAUGCUGGGCCUUCAGGGAUGUCUAAACAAAAACAUGCGCCACCAGCCCGGCCGCAUCCUUUCCCACUAUCGGGUGAGAUUAAGCGAGGAGCCAGCUCCAGUAGCGUGCCUCGAGCCUCAGGCGAAGUACGUCCACAGCCGCUAGCUGGAGCCGAGGGAAGCAAAAGGACCUCUGGGGCAGGAAGUUGGAUGUUCGUGGAGCGCAGCGGUAGCAUGCCUAGAGCGUCACCGACACUCUCAGCUGCGGAAGGAGUGGCGUCAAGCUCAGCCCUGGAGUCAGGAGAAGAUGGAAGCUCAAUGACCGACAACCAGAAACCACGGGCGAGACGACGAACUGUAGGCGAGGGAGAAGGAGAUGUAGAUGAUAUAAGAGAUGCGCUGCAAAGCGAUCUAGACAGAGUUCUUCAGGAUCCUACCGAGAUGCUCGCUCGACUGUCGAUACAGAAUUCUCUUCCGGUUGGGUCUCCCGCUGCGGAAGCGAAAGAUACCUCGAUCAUCGACUCUGCUCUCGCCUCGAAAGCCUCAGUUUCGACACCAGAAGGGAAUUCUGAGGAUGCAGAAGUGAGCUUACCGCUUGCAGUCGCGGCUUCUCUGGAGAGGAAAUCAAGUGUGCGCAGCGAACGGAGGCGAGCUCGCUUUGCCGAGUGCUUGGCCGCCAGCACCGUGAAUAUGGAAGAGCUGCGACGACUGGCCUGGGCUGGGGUUCCAGACAAUGUUCGACCAGUGGUGUGGAUGCUCUUACUGGGCUAUCUGCCUCCAACGCGGGCAGUGCGAGCUUCGACUAUGGCAAGGAAGAGGGCGGAGUACCAGUCGGGCGUGAGGCUGGCCUUUCAAAGAGGUACAGAGUCCCUUGAUCAGGCCAUCUGGCACCAAAUACACAUCGAUGUUCCUCGGACCAAUCCUGGGAUUGCUCUUUGGCAAAGAGAAGCGACGCAAAAGGCUUUGGAACGGAUUCUGUAUGUCUGGGCCAUUCGACAUCCUGCGAGUGGCUACGUGCAAGGCAUCAAUGACCUGGCCACACCAUUUUUCGAAGUGUUUUUGAGCGCUUAUAUAUCCACAGACCCAGAGCAGUAUGAUGUUGGUCUUUUGCCACCUGCUGCCCUCGAGGCCCUCGAAGCGGACACGUUCUGGUGUCUGUCGAAGCUGCUCGAUGGGAUCCAGGACAAUUACAUUUUCGCGCAACCUGGCAUCCAGAGGCAGGUCCGUCGCAUGUCGGAGCUCGUCUCACGGAUCAACCCCUCGCUACACAGCCAUCUGGAGCAACAAGGCGUAGAGUACAUGCAAUUCGCCUUCAGGUGGAUGAAUUGUCUGCUGAUGCGCGAGAUGAGCGUGCGCAACAUCGUUCGCAUGUGGGACACGUACUUGGCGGAAGGACCAGAUGCCUUCUCUGAGUUUCAUCUCUUUGUCUGCUCCGUCUUUCUCGACAAGUGGAGCGCCGAGCUCUGCAAGAUGGACUUUCAGGGGAUCAUCAUGUUCCUGCAAAGUCUGCCGACGCAGCAGUGGAGCGCCAGGGAGACGGAGUUACUGCUCUCUGAUGCUUUUGUCAAAAAGAGCCUUUUUGGAGGGACUGCCCACCUCACGAAUUGACUUCACAAAUGUCACCACCAUCAAUCAAUCACCAGUCAGGCAUCUGAACGUCAUGGCGCCGCCGCUCAGCAAAAUUGUGCAUUGUUAGACACUCAUCACCAUAGGAAUGACUCAAACCUUUCGCAUAAGCCCCAAAUCUUACCUGCCAACACAAGCCUGUGGAUCUAGCUUCUCAAAUGGCCGUCAAACAGCAUUGUCACCGCCCUUGAAGCCCACCGUUUGCAUGCAAAACGCAAUUGUUCAUUCCACGAGGUGUUUAAAACAAAGAUUAUACGGAAUCAUGCAGAC